This is a messenger RNA of Erinaceus europaeus (western European hedgehog), 4326 nucleotides long. RefSeq names its product phosphorylase kinase regulatory subunit beta (gene PHKB). The record is from RefSeq and is a predicted model, not a curated record. Gene Ontology annotation, biological process: glycogen metabolic process. NCBI's taxonomy places the organism in Eukaryota, Metazoa, Chordata, Mammalia, Eulipotyphla, Erinaceidae. Gene Ontology annotation, molecular function: calmodulin binding. The transcript is spliced from 32 exons. Gene Ontology annotation, cellular component: phosphorylase kinase complex. The coding region runs from base 216 to 3476 and encodes 1086 amino acids.
CGGGGGGGGGGCGGGGCCGACAGGGCAGUGCUGUCCAGCGGCCCUGGGGGUGACGGCCUAGACAGUGAGUGGCCCAGCGCGAUGGCGGGGGCGGAGGGGCUGGUGGAAGAAGCCAGCUGGAAGGUGUUGGAGCAAAGAGCCCGGGCCAAGCGCUCAGUUUUGAAAAUUGCUGUAGUGUAGCCUGCAACGCUUAUGAUUAGAGUCAACAAUUUGAAAUGGCCUACUCACCUGAUGCAGUCGUCUCUUCUCAACCAGCUCUCUUAAGGUCUGGCUCAGUAUAUGAACCUCUUAAAAGCAUUAAUCUUCCAAGACCUGAUAAUGAAACUCUUUGGGAUAAAUUGGAUCAUUAUUACAGAAUUGUCAAGGCGACAUUACUGCUGUAUCAAAGUCCAACCACAGGUCUCUUUCCCACUAGAACAUGUGGAGAUGAUCAGAAGGCCAAGAUCCAGGACAGUCUGUACUGUGCUGCUGGAGCCUGGGCAUUGGCCCUUGCAUAUAGGCGCAUUGAUGAUGACAAGGGAAGGACCCAUGAGCUGGAGCACUCGGCUAUAAAAUGUAUGAGAGGAAUUCUCUACUGCUAUAUGCGUCAGGCUGAUAAGGUCCAGCAGUUUAAGCAGGAUCCACGCCCAACAACAUGUCUUCAUUCUAUUUUCAAUGUGCUCACAGGAGAUGAGAUGCUCUCCUAUGAAGAAUAUGGCCAUCUCCAGAUAAACGCAGUGUCUCUCUUUCUCCUUUAUCUUGUGGAAAUGAUUUCCUCAGGACUCCAGAUUAUCUAUAACACUGAUGAGGUCUCUUUUAUUCAAAACCUUGUGUUUUGUGUUGAAAGAGUUUACCGUGUGCCUGAUUUUGGGGUCUGGGAACGAGGAAGCAAAUAUAAUAAUGGAAGCACAGAACUACAUUCAAGCUCUGUUGGCUUAGCAAAAGCAGCUCUAGAAGCAAUUAAUGGAUUCAACCUUUUUGGCAGCCAGGGAUGUUCCUGGUCGGUUAUAUUCGUGGAUCUUGAUGCUCACAAUCGUAACAGACAAACAUUAUGCUCAUUGUUACCCAGAGAAUCAAGAUCUCAUAACACAGAUGCUGCCCUGCUCCCUUGCAUCAGUUACCCUGCAUUUGCCCUUGAUGAUGAAGCUCUCUUUAACCAGACACUUGAUAAAGUGGUUAGAAAAUUAAAAGGAAAAUAUGGAUUUAAGCGUUUUUUGAGAGAUGGGUAUAGAACAGCAUUGGAAGAUUCCAACAGACGCUAUUACAAACCAGCUGAAAUUAAGCUGUUCGAUGACAUUGAGUGCGAAUUUCCCAUAUUUUUUCUUUAUAUGAUGAUUGAUGGGGUUUUUAGAGGUAAUCGUAACCAAGUAAAGGAAUAUCAAGAUCUUCUGACACCAGUACUUCAUCAGACCAUAGAAGGUUAUCCUGUUGUUCCAAAGUACUAUUACGUGCCAGCUGAUUUUGUAGAAUAUGAAAAAAGAAACCCUGGUAGUCAAAAGCGAUUUCCUAGCAACUGUGGUCGUGAUGGAAAACUGUUUCUGUGGGGACAAGCCCUAUAUAUCAUUGCAAAACUCCUGGCUGAUGAGUUAAUCAGCCCUUUAGACAUUGAUCCUGUCCAGCGCUAUGUCCCACUCCAGAGUCAACGCAACGUGAGCAUGAGGUUUUCCAACCAGGGCCCACUGGAAAAUGAUCUGGUAGUUCACGUAGCACUUGUAGCAGAAAGUCAACGCCUUCAAGUUUUCUUGAACACAUAUGGUAUUCAGACUCAAACUCCUCAACAGGUAGAACCUAUUCAGAUAUGGGCUCAGCAGGAGCUUGUUAAAGCUUACUUCCAUCUGGGUAUCAAUGAAAAAUUAGGACUUUCUGGGAGACCAGAUAGGCCCAUUGGCUGCCUUGGUACAUCAAAGAUUUAUCGAAUUCUAGGAAAAACUGUGGUUUGUUAUCCUAUCAUCUUCGACUUAAGUGAUUUCUACAUGUCUCAAGACGUUUUAUUGCUGAUAGAUGACAUAAAGAAUGCACUACAGUUCAUUAAGCAGUACUGGAAAAUGCAUGGACGUCCACUUUUCCUUGUUCUCAUUCGUGAAGAUAAUAUAAGAGGUAGCCGAUUCAACCCCAUUUUAGACAUGUUGGCAGCCUUUAAAAAAGGAAUUGUUGGAGGAGUCAAAGUUCAUGUGGAUCGUCUACAGACACUGAUAUCUGGAGCUGUAGUAGAACAACUUGAUUUCCUGCGAAUCAGUGACACGGAAGAGAUACCAGAAUUUAAGAGUUUUGAGGAAUUAAAACUUCCCAAACAUUCAAAGGUCAAGCGACAAAGCAGCACCCCAAAUGCUCCUGAACUGGAAGAACAACCUGAUAUUGCUGUUACUGAAUGGAAAAACAAACCCACCCAUGAGAUUCUUCAAAAACUGAACGACUGCAGUUGUCUUGCUAGUGAAGCUAUCCUACUGGGUAUACUACUCAAAAGAGAAGGCCCUCACUUCAUUACUAAAGAAGGUACUGUUUCAGAUCACAUUGAGAGAGUCUAUAGAAGAGCCGGCAGCAAAAAGCUUUGGUCGGUUGUUCGCCGUGCAGCAAGUCUUUUAUGUAAAGUAGUGGACAGCCUGGCCCCAUCCAUUACUAAUGUUUUAGUGCAGGGCAAACAGGUAACUCUGGGUGCCUUUGGUCAUGAAGAAGAGGUUAUCUCUAAUCCUUUAUCUCCAAGAGUGAUUAAGGACAUCAUCUAUUGCAAGUUUAAUACCCAUGAUGAGAGGGAGGCAGUCAUUCAGCAAGAACUGGUCAUCCAUAUUGGCUGGAUCAUCUCCAACAACCCUGAGUUAUUCAAUGGCAUGUUGAAAAUACGAAUUGGGUGGAUUAUCCAUGCUAUGAAAUAUGAACUACAGAUCCGUGGUGGAGACAAGCUAGCUACAGACUUAUAUCAGAUGUCACCAAGUGAAGUAAAACAACUCCUGUUAGAUAUUCUCCAGCCCCAACAGAAUGGAAGAUGUUGGCUAAAUAAGCGUCAGAUUGAUGGGUCUUUGAAUAGAACUCCUACUGGAUUCUAUGACCGAGUGUGGCAGAUCCUGGAGCGCACACCCAAUGGCAUCAUUGUAUCUGGGAAGCAUUUGCCACAGCAACCAACACUGUCAGAUAUGACUAUGUAUGAGAUGAAUUUCUCACUCCUUGUUGAAGACAUGUUGGGAAAUAUUGACCAGCCAAAGUACAGACAAAUUAUUGUGGAGUUACUAAUGGUUGUAUCCAUUGUGCUGGAAAGAAACCCUGAGUUAGAAUUCCAAGACAAAGUAGAUCUAGACAAAUUGGUGAAAGAAGCAUUUCAUGAAUUUCAAAAAGAUGAGAGCCAAAUAAAGGAGGUUGAAAAACAAGAUGACAUGACUUCCUUUUACAACACUCCUCCCCUGGGAAAAAGAGGAACAUGCAGCUAUUUGACGAAAGUUGUGAUGAAUUUGCUGCUAGAAGGAGAAGUGAAGACAAGCAAUGACAACCCAUGUCUGGUUAGCUAGUGUGGAGGAUGUAACUAAUUCUAUUGUGACACAUUUUCUAGAAGCGUGCUAAAUUUUACAGUGAAGUUAAGUUAUGGUAGCCAUUUAGUGUAUGAGUUGAUUGUACAGUGAGGUGAUUGCCAACUCCUAGACAGUUAUGGAAUCUCUUUUAUGUCACAAUCAACAGUAGAAAUUAUUUCAGUGAACUGAAAAAAACCCUCAUGAUUAUACCAACUACAGUAAUAAUGCUUACUGAAAAAUAAAUAUGCUUCAUGAAUUGAAAGUUUACCACUGCAUGUUUUAUGAUCAAAUAGCUUAUCAAACCAAAUCUUUGCUUGUUGGAAUAAAAUUUAAUGCUAUUAAAAUUAAUUUAUAACUAAUAAGAUAUAUUGGGGAUGAAAAGGUGUGAAAAGAAUGUUUAACUUUCUUUUUAGUAGAAAUAGUAUUGUUACACUCUAAGAAAACAUUAAGACGCAUCAGAAAAGCAAUUGACUAGCUGAUUUAGGAAAUGCAUUAAUAUAUUUUAGCAAUGAAAGGUACUAUAUAGUUUUUACCUUGUAAACCUAUCAUUUUAUAUUUGUGCUUACUACAUGGCUCAGACUAAAUUACAAUAUAAUAAAUUUAUACCUUUCAAACAAUUUCAAUUUUGAAUUCUUCCUGAAAACAGGUCCUGAGAUUGUUUAGAGUGUAUGUUAUUAAACUAAUUUAUGCUAAAAACACAGUUUAAAGUUAUUAAAUUUUAUUUCUGAAUUAAUGACUAUAACUGUACUCAUUCUUUGUUCUCACAUUUGCAAUACUGAAUUUAUUAUAUUUUAAUAUUUUCAUCUAAUUGACUAGAAAUGAAAUGAAGAAUGGUAUACUUAGCAUUGCA